This is a messenger RNA of Gloeophyllum trabeum ATCC 11539, 1471 nucleotides long. Its product is annotated as TBP-domain-containing protein. NCBI's taxonomy places the organism in Eukaryota, Fungi, Basidiomycota, Agaricomycetes, Gloeophyllales, Gloeophyllaceae. Gene Ontology annotation, molecular function: RNA polymerase II general transcription initiation factor activity; DNA binding. The coding region runs from base 124 to 1056 and encodes 310 amino acids. Gene Ontology annotation, biological process: DNA-templated transcription initiation. The transcript is spliced from 4 exons. The record is from RefSeq and is a predicted model, not a curated record.
CCCUCUCACCCCCCGUAGAGAUUCCCACGCCUCACACGCGUUAAUUUUUCCAUCCUCUACGCGUCGCAGCGUUAUACUCUACUGCUCAUCGGUUCAUUUCAACCCUUUCGUCGGCUGUAGAAGAUGUCGUUCUUGCCUACUCGCCAGGUUACAUUCGGGCGCUCGAAUGUGCCACAACAUCAAGUGAACUUCCAGGCGCAGCAGCAGUUCCAGCAGCAGCAGGCGCAGCAAAAUCAACAGCAGCAGCAGCCCAACUUCGGGCUUGCGCUGCCGUCGUCGGGGCCCCAGCUGCCUCUACCCAAUCUAUCCCUUCCCGGCCCUACCCCAUCCAUCCCGCCACAGCCGCAUCAGCCCCGCCAGCCCUCUCCUCUGCGAUCGCAGUUCUCGCCUUCGGAUUCGCAGUCGCAAACCGUUGCGCCGUCGCAGACGAACGCUGUUGCGGGGCCGUCGACGCCGACGGUCCCGGCUACUCCUGCACCUCUCACCCUCGAGCAGCAGCACAUCACUGCCGUCGAGGGCAUCGUUCCUACCCUCCAAAACAUCGUGGCCACCGUCAACCUUGACUGUCGUCUUGAUCUGAAGACGAUUGCCCUGCACGCUAGGAAUGCGGAGUACAAUCCUAAGCGUUUCGCCGCUGUGAUCAUGCGGAUACGUGACCCCAAGACCACUGCCCUGAUCUUUGCGUCGGGCAAGAUGGUCGUGACGGGUGCCAAGUCGGAAGAUGACUCCCGUCUGGCGUCGCGCAAGUACGCUCGGAUUAUCCAGAAGCUUGGCUUCGACGCCAAGUUCUCCGAGUUCAAGAUCCAGAACAUCGUGGGCAGCUGCGAUGUCAAGUUCCCUAUCCGCUUGGAGGGUCUGGCAUACAGCCAUGGUCAGUUCAGCAGUUACGAGCCUGAGCUGUUCCCCGGCUUGAUUUACCGCAUGAUUAAGCCCAAGGUCGUGCUGCUGGUCUUCGUUUCUGGGAAGAUUGUCUUGACCGGAGCUAAGGUUCGAGAGGAGAUCUACACGGCGUUCAACACGAUAUAUACGGUUUUGUGCGAAUUCCGCAAGCCGUGAUCGCCUGCGCUGCUCCUGUCCCCAGCGCACCCCAUGUCUUCCCUUAUGUUUCCUAUACCCACUGUCACGAUCCCAUACCCACCAAGGACCAUCGACCAUCUCUUCUCGUUCUGUUGCCUGUGUCUUGUGUCACGUUUGGGGGUUGAUGUGUGUCUUGGGUGGCAGUUGGGAUUGGGCGGUGGCGUAAAAUCUUUUGACGAGUCCGAGGGGCAUCAGGUGGAUGAGCGGACGUAGCGCACGGUUGAUGCUUGUUCUUCUCCCUCGAUCGGUUUACUCUAGAUUAUUUCUGUUUAUCGUCUCUUAAUUGUGUGCAAUAGUGGGACUGUGCAAUAAACCUGUACAUCAGAGCAACAGUAAUUAAUACAUACGCCAUCAUCUCAAACGUUUACGUGCAGGUUUGUGGCGUUCAUACGGC